Glycine soja is the source of this 348-nucleotide messenger RNA. Its product is annotated as protein DETOXIFICATION 17-like. Lineage: Eukaryota; Viridiplantae; Streptophyta; Magnoliopsida; Fabales; Fabaceae. The coding region runs from base 1 to 348 and encodes 115 amino acids. Gene Ontology annotation, cellular component: membrane. Gene Ontology annotation, molecular function: transmembrane transporter activity. The transcript has 4 exons. The record is from RefSeq and is a predicted model, not a curated record.
AUGAUCCCAAUUGUUGCAAGCUCUGCCUUUAUAGAUUCAAUUCAAACAGCAUUUCAAGGAGUUGCCAGAGGAUGUGGUUGGCAGAAACUUGGUGCAUUCUUUAAUCUAGGAUCUUAUUAUUUUUUGGGCGUUCCUUUUGCAAUUGUGACAGCUUUUGUCCUCCACAUGAAAGGACAGGGGUUACUUUUAGGGAUCGUAUUAGCACUUAUUGUUCAAGUGGUGUGUUUUCUUGUGGUCACCUUACGCACAAAUUUGGAGAAAGAAGCAAAUAAGGCAGCAACAAGAGUAGGAGGCAGUAUAGUCCAAGUUGAGGAACUUCAGGGUAACCAAAAUGCUAAUACUGCUUGA